This is a messenger RNA of Bactrocera latifrons, 1083 nucleotides long. RefSeq lists its product as uncharacterized. Gene Ontology annotation, molecular function: DNA binding. Gene Ontology annotation, cellular component: transcription regulator complex; nucleus. Lineage: Eukaryota; Metazoa; Arthropoda; Insecta; Diptera; Tephritidae. The transcript has 4 exons. Bases 124 to 915 code for a protein of 263 amino acids. The record is from RefSeq and is a predicted model, not a curated record. Gene Ontology annotation, biological process: regulation of transcription by RNA polymerase II.
UCACAUACAGUACAGUUAACGUGUCCAACUACAGAAAUUAUCAUUUCAGCAACAAAAGCAAAAACAAAGCAUUAUAUUAAUUAUUUAUAUUGUUUGUGUUGUGAAGUUUUUUUUUUACAAAUUAUGACGAAAAUUAAGUUUACUACUGAGGACGAGGAGAAAAUAAUAGAUUUCGUAAGAAGUCACGAAAUUCUUUAUAAUAAGCGCCAUAAAGAAUUCCGUGAUAGUGAGAAGAAACAACGUUUGUGGCUUGAAAUAGCAGAGCAGCUCGAUAUAAAAGCUGAAGCCGUUAAGGGAAAAUGGACCACCAUGCGAGAUUACUUUAUGCGCACCAAAGAUAAGCGAGGCAAUGGCUCGGUAGCGCCACUUACUAAACGUGACGAAUCACUUAUGUUCUUAAUGGACACUUCCCUGCGGAAGAAAUCUUGCAUGAAAGCAAACACCAGACCUUCAAAGCAGCACACUGACAGCGCUAAGGUAUGCAACGCCGUAUUAACAACGAAAAAGGAACGCACGCCAGCAGCGCCACCCGUAGAAUCGUCACGACGUGCAGGAAAACGCAACAGUGCCUUUGCCGAAAUCCAGCAAACUACACCACCAGAAUUAAUUAGCAAAAAACGUGCAACUUUGGUGGAACCUUUACCGCCUAAGCCCUCGAAAGUGCCAAAAUUAACGCAGAAUAACAGUUUGCAAAUCUUUUUCGAAUCUAUUGCCAGCACUAUGCGCACAUUCCCGCCAUUGUCGAUUGCGAAAAUAAAAUUGCAAAUCUCACAACUAGUGGGCAAUGAGGAAAUCGCUUUGGCUGAGCGAAACGCAAAUACUGAGGUGUUCUAUCUGACAAAAAAUCAAAUAGUCUAUGAAAGUGAGAGGGAAAGCGAAGUUGAUUAUGGUUCCAGCAAUGAAUCGGCUGCUUAAAUACUGAGUUGUAUGUACAUAUCGAAAGCAGAAUCUGUUGCUGUUAUGACUGAAUACUAUACUGACCUGUUGCUCGGAAAAAGUCGCUGGCGUAACAUAUUUCCAUAUGUAAAUAUAUACUAUAUGUUUUGCUGUUUAAAAUAUAUUCCAAGUUUUAUUUCUUAAAUA